Molecule: messenger RNA, 1148 nt
Organism: Planococcus citri (citrus mealybug)
Lineage: Eukaryota; Metazoa; Arthropoda; Insecta; Hemiptera; Pseudococcidae
Product: retinaldehyde-binding protein 1-like
Exons: 7
Coding region: 112-1089 (325 amino acids)
Cellular component (GO): membrane
Molecular function (GO): phosphatidylinositol bisphosphate binding
Source: RefSeq, a predicted model, not a curated record
UUUUGCUCUCUUUGAAAAGUGUACCUCUACCUACUUAGUAAUUCGACAAACACCAUAGUUAUAAUAAUUCCGUUAAAGUUGGGUUCAUAAUUUUUUGAUAGUAUAUAGGUAAUGUCUUCCAAACAUUUUGACUAUUGCUCGAAAACUCAACUAGAAGAAAUUCUAGCUGAAUUUAACGCUACCGAAAAAUCCAUGAGGGAUGGUGUACAAUAUUUGAAAGAAUGGAUGAAGCAGCAGCCUCAUUUGCCGGAUAUUGAAGAUGAUGAAUGGUUAUUCAAUCUUUUAUUGAGAAAUAAAAAUAGCCUGGAGAUAACGAAAAAAAAGAUUGAUGGAUACUACACAAUAAGAACCCUGAUGCCCGAAAUGUUUCAAGAUCGUGACCCAUGCUCUCAAUAUAUGAUAAAUAUGAGUCGACAAGCCUGCUACCUACCAGUUUUGAAAUUAACCCCUGAUGGAUCCCGUGUGAUAAUAUUUAAAAUAUUUGAAAUCUUGGAGAACAGUGUUGUUGAUCCAGAUGGUAUCAUGAAGCUUUCGCAGAUUGCGAUUGAUAUUAGCCUGAAAUUGGACAAAGUUCGAGGAACGAUUUUGGUUUAUGACUUUCAGAAUUUGUCUUUGAAUUUUGUUGGUGUGAUACUAUCUAACAUAAAAAAAUACAAUGAUUUGACUGCGAAAGCUAACCCUGGUCGUUAUGAGAAGAUUUAUAUCCUCAAUAUGAAAUCAGGCGUGGAACCUAUUAUUCGCUUUGUUAAAACUUUUAUGAAAAAAAAGCUGACCGACAGAUUUGUUAUAUGGAAAGAUGAUCCCAAAAAAUUAGCCACUGUUCUACCGAAGGAAGUAUUGCCCACAGCUUACGGAGGAGACGAGGAAAUAACGAUGGAAGAAUUGAGAGAUAUUUGGUUCGAGGAAGUGAAAAAAUAUCGAGAUUGGUUCAUUUCAGAUGAAAAGAAUAAAGCAGAUUUGAGCAAAAGGCCUGUCGCUAAUUUACAUGAAAACAACGAUGCUAUCAAUUGUGGAACAACAGGAUCAUUUCGUCUGAACUCAAAGAUUUGGAGAAGUUUUGCGUACAACAGAUUGAAAAAUUUGAAGUAAAUGGAAGACGUCGAAAAAAUAUACCUAUACCUAUAUUUAAUAAAUUACAUCUUAAAGAA